AUGUGGGCCCGAGACGCUGGCGGAGUCCCAGUUGGGACGAAUUUGUACGGCACCCAUCCCGUCUACUACGAGCACAGAGCCGGAUCCGGUCUCUCUCAUGGUGUCCUUCUGCUUAACAGCAACGGUAUGGACAUUAAGAUCAACAACGACAACGGCCAAUAUCUCGAGUACAAUGUCAUUGGCGGCGUCAUCGAUCUUUACUUCAUGGCUGGCCCAGCUCCAUUUGACGUCGCUCGUGAGUACAGCGAGAUCACACAAAAGGCUGCCAUGAUGCCAUACUGGGGUCUCGGUUUCCAUCAAUGCCGUUUCGGUUACGAAAGUGCGGAUCAGGUGGCUGAAGUCGUUGCCAACUACUCCAAGGCAAACAUCCCUCUCGAGACCAUGUGGACAGACAUCGACUACAUGGACGGCUACAAAGUUUUCACUUUGGGACAAAGCUUUCCCCUCGAUAAGAUGCGGGCCUUGAUCAGUGACCUACACAGCAAGGAUCAGCAUUAUAUUGUCAUGGUUGACCCAGCGGUUGCGGCACAGAACUACGAUGCCUACAACAAUGGAGUCAAUGCUGAUAUUUUCUUGAAGAAGAACAGGACUAUGUCACCAAGGCAGUCGCGCGAUAUCUCACGCGCGUCCAGCCACGGGAUUGUCAAGGAGAAAAAUGGAAGAAGAACCGCUUCUUACCCCGUCGGCCGCGGUUCGAUGAAAGAUGCAGCUGUUGACCUGACCAACGACCGCGAAAAUUCAAAACGUGAAGCCAGCGCCUCGGGUAAUAAGAAGGGAUUGCCCAAUCGAAAUCUGCUCGAUCCGUCAUACAAAAUUAAUAACGCCUUCCGAGUUCUGAGCAAUAAAACCGCGGAUACUGACAUUAUUCAUCAAAACGGCUUAGCUGAGUAUGAUACACACAAUCUCAUGCUCAACCGACGACCUGACAAGAGACCAAUGGUUAUCACGCGGAGCACCUUCGUAGGUGCUGGUGCGCACGUAGGUCAUUGGCUUGGUGACAACCUGUCAGCAUGGGACCAAUAUCUUAUUUCGAUUCGUCACCUACUCCAAUUUGUUUCGAUCUUCCAAGUUCCAAUGGCCGGCGCCGAUGUCUGUGGCUUCCUUCAGAACACCAAUGAGCAUCUGUGCGCUCGUUGGACUGUACUUGGUGCUUUCUACCCCUUCUACAGGAAUCACAACGUCAACAACGCAAUUCCUCAAGAGGCUUACCGCUGGACAUCAGUCGCAGAGGCAGCACGGAAGGCUAUCGACAUUCGCUACAGGCUGCUUGACUAUAUCUACACUGCCAUGCAUAAGCAGACCGUAGAUGGCACUCCGAUGCUAGCACCCCUUUGGAUGCAGUACCCGACGGAUAGCAAGACUUUCGCCAUUGACACGCAAUUCUUUUACGGACCCUCUAUGCUCAUCAAUCCAGUAACGGAUGAAAAAUCUACCUCAGUCUCUUUCUACGUGCCCCAGGGAGUCUGGUACGAUAUACGCGACCAGAAGCCUAUCACUGGCACUGGAUCCACCAUUACAUACAACAAUUUGAGCACGAGUGACAUUGCAAUCCUUGUCAAAGGCGGAUCCAUCAUUCCAGCGCGCGUCAACAGCGCAAUGACAACAAAAGCCCUCCGAGACAACGACUUCGAAUUACUCGUCGCGCCCGAUGCAGACGACAAGGCCAGCGGUACACUUUAUCUGGACGAUGGAGAGAGCUUGGUGCAAGACGGUACCAGCGAAAUUGCCUUCACGUAUGGAGGUGGUAAGAUCAAGAUGGCGGGAUCGUUUGGCUUCUCUACAAAGGUUGGAGUGAAGAGUUUUACAGUUUACGGUGAUGCACCGCAGAAGUACGAAUUAAACGAAGGCUUGGAUGCGCCUUGGGAACAUGACGUCGCCAGCUUGAAGAAGCUAUGA
Parastagonospora nodorum SN15 is the source of this 1896-nucleotide messenger RNA. RefSeq lists its product as hypothetical. Gene Ontology annotation, molecular function: hydrolase activity, hydrolyzing O-glycosyl compounds; carbohydrate binding. Bases 1 to 1896 code for a protein of 631 amino acids. The record is from RefSeq and is a predicted model, not a curated record. NCBI's taxonomy places the organism in Eukaryota, Fungi, Ascomycota, Dothideomycetes, Pleosporales, Phaeosphaeriaceae. The transcript is spliced from 7 exons. Gene Ontology annotation, biological process: carbohydrate metabolic process.